AUGAGCCGCCAAAUCGAACAAGCGCUAUGGUCGCUGAUGCCGACCUUUGCUUCAGAUCUCCCACCGUCGCUGAUCGAGCUGACCGGAUCCCUGGUCGCACAAUCUCGCCUCAAGGCCAGCACCCUCAAAGCUGAAGAAGAGGUCGCCCGUCUCUACGCGUGCGCCAACAUUGCCUGCGAUCGGCUCAAAAUCACCCUCGACCUUCCGCCGAUCCAGCCACGGCCACCCAUCGCGCCAAAGCACUACAAGAAGCUGCAUGCCCAUCUCGACAAUGUCCUGCCGCAGUCCAGCACACCCGCGCGAUCCCGUGCCGGGCGAAUACGCACGCCUAGCAAAGCAUCCAUGGGAUACGGAGUCAUCGAGGUGAAAGAUUCGCCGUCAAGAGGGACGCCGAGCAAAGAACAGAUUCUGGCACAGUGGCGGACCGGCGAUGCAGCCACACCAACGAAGCGAGGCCAGCACUCGCUGCUCAGGCCUUGGGUCAGGCCAGUCGUGAAGCGCAUGUGCGCGGAGCUGCAACAGGAGAAGAUGGCGCAGACAGUCUUCGCGGGUAUGGAGACCAUCACCUGCCCAGCGGGACGGCCGACCAAGGACGAGUGGGUGACCGACAACUACGCUGCUCUGUUCGCAGCCGUGUUCUACUGGAGCUUGAUACGAUUCCGGGCGCUGACGGAAGGCACCGUCAUCCCCCGCGAACCGGCCUACGAGCAGAGAAGACAGAUCCUCUCGCUCAUGUCCCAGGCGAGGAAGACCGUGGUGCUCCCCGGCGCAGACGACGACGUAUCCUGGAAAGACUGGUCGGACCUCAAGCCUCGAGACUUCAACCAUGCCGUAGCGACGGUCAAGGAGCGCGCCUGGCUGGGGAGCAGUUGGUACAAGGACAUUGAUGACGUUGUCAAGUUUCAGAACUGGGACGAGGGCGACGACCGCGUCGAUGAGGAUGCUGACCUGUCGGGUCCCAUCCGAGCGCGGCUCGUGGACACCAUGUUGCAGGACAAGACGGACUACCUCAGCGAGACGCGCAAGGUGAACUACGAGGCGUGGAAGGCCGAUGUAUUGCUUCGAAUGGCUCAGCGCAAAGAGGACGCGAUGGACAUAGAUACCCAAUGA
Emericellopsis cladophorae is the source of this 1110-nucleotide messenger RNA. RefSeq names its product Origin recognition complex subunit-like protein. Lineage: Eukaryota; Fungi; Ascomycota; Sordariomycetes; Hypocreales; Bionectriaceae. Gene Ontology annotation, molecular function: DNA binding. Gene Ontology annotation, biological process: DNA replication. The coding region runs from base 1 to 1110 and encodes 369 amino acids. Gene Ontology annotation, cellular component: nuclear origin of replication recognition complex. The record is from RefSeq and is a predicted model, not a curated record. The transcript has 2 exons.